Prunus dulcis (almond) is the source of this 573-nucleotide messenger RNA. RefSeq lists its product as uncharacterized. NCBI's taxonomy places the organism in Eukaryota, Viridiplantae, Streptophyta, Magnoliopsida, Rosales, Rosaceae. The coding region runs from base 1 to 573 and encodes 190 amino acids. The transcript has a single exon. The record is from RefSeq and is a predicted model, not a curated record.
AUGGCAAACAUUGUAGGAUGUGAUGACCAAAUUGCAUCCUCCGCCUGCAAGAGGGGGUUGCCAAUUGAAUGUGAGCUGUAUCGCGAGCUGACCAUCUCUCCUCGCCAAACAUUAAUAGAAGUCUUUGCUACAGCAGAGCGCUACGCACUAUGGGACGACGACCAGAUUACCGCGAAGAAGGCUGAUCAAGCCGCUAAGCAGGUAAGCAAAGAGAACGGCAAGCACAGAUCACAGCCUCAGGAAGGUGCUCCAGCAACAGAGAGCUACAUCAAGUUCACUAUCCCGAUACACCAGAUCCUAGUACAAGUAAAUGACAUGCCUUGGUUGAAGAAACCAUCACCUUUAAAGGGAAACCUAACCAAGAAGUAUACCAGUAGAUACUGCACAUUCCAUGAAGGGUAUGGUCAUUAUACAAACGACUGCUUCGCCUGGAAAAGGUACCUUGAAGAUCUAGUCAAAGACGGCCAUUGCACGAAAUUCAUCUCAAAGGGGGCUAUUCAACAAAUCAAGGAUUGUGACGCAACUAACAAUGAGCCUCCACGAAAAAAGCCAUAUGGAUCAACACGAUCCUAG